AUGCAGGUGGUGGCAGGGCAGGGCGAGAGUGGGCAAGGCGAGAGUGGGCAGGGCGAGAGUGGGCAGGGCGAGAGUGGGCAGGGCGAGAGUGGGCAGGGCGAGAGUGGGCAAGGCGAGAGUGGGCAAGGCGAGAGCGGGCAAGGCGAGAGUGGGCAGGGCGAGAGUGGGCAGGGCGAGAGUGGGCAAGGCGAGAGUGGGCAGGGCGAGAGUGGGCAAGGGGGGGAAAGGCAACAGAGAAGCAGCAACAGGAGAGCUGUACCUUCUUUCUCCCAUUCCCGCCUUUUCCCACAGGGAAAUACGCCGAAGGGGGCGGCAGGGCAGAGGAGUGGGAGGAGCGGAGGAGGGUGGUGGUGGUGGCUGGUAAAGGAGAAGGGGCAGCAGGGGGGAAAUCUGAAUUCUCUACCUUCCUCCCCUUCAGGGGGGGAGGGGCAGGAGGGGCAGCAGGGGGGAAAUCUGAAUCCUGUAUCCUCCUCCUCCCCCCCUCCCCCCCCAUUCCACAGGGAAAUACGCCGAAGGGGGUGGCAGGGCGGAGGAGUGGGAGGAGAGGGGGAGAGUGGUGGCGGUGGCGGGGGGGGAAGGGGCAGCAGGCGGGGUGCAGGAGGUGCGGGAUCCUGUGUUCGGGCUGCGCAUGGGGGAGGGCUUUCAGGCCUCUUCCGAGGGGCUCAGGUGAGGGGAAAGGGGAAGCAGGCAGCAGGCGGGGUGCAGGAGGUGCGGGAUCUUGUGUUCGCGCUGAGGAUGGGGGAGGGAUUUCAGGCUUCCUCUGAGGGGCUCAGGCCCCUUCAGAGGGGCUCAGGUGAGGGGAAAGGGGAAAGCAGGCGGGGUGCAGGUGGUGCGAGGGGGAGGGCGGCGGGUGAAGCGGCAGUAGGGAGAAUGCAGGAGGUGUGGGACCCUGUGGGCUGGCUGAGGAUGGGGGAGGGCUUUCAGGCUUCCUCAGAGGGGCUUAGGCAGCAGGGGGAGUGCAGGAGAGGUGGGGGGAACGAGCGGGGGGGUAGGGACGCAGGCGGAGUGCAGGAGGUGCGGGAUCCUGUGUUCGGGCUGAGAAUGGGGGAGGGAUUUCAGGCUUCCUUUGAGGGGCUCAGGUGGUUUGUCAUUGACACACAAGCAGAUGAACCCGCACCUCCUUCCCCCUCCUCCUCUCCGCCUCUCCUCCUCCUCCACGGCCUCCCCUCUCACAGCUACUCUUUCCGCCAAGUUAUCAACACCAUCAACCCUGGGACCUUCGCCCUCACCAGCAGUGCAGCAGCGGCAGGAGGAGGAGGAGGUUCGGCCGAAGCGGGAGGGCUAGGUUCGGAGGAGGCGAUCGGCGUGCGGUGCGUGGCGCCGGAUUGGCUCGGGUUCGGAGGCUCGGAUAAGCCCCAGGCAGACCAGAAGAGGUUCGGGUAUUCCCCGAGUGACUACGCUCGGGAACUUGGAAAUCUGGUGGCAACGAUGGGAGUGGAGGAUGUUUCUGUUGUAGCCCAGGGCUAUUUCUGUCUGCCCGCUGCUGAAUUUGUCCUUUCCAACCCUGCCCGGAUUCGCCACCUCAUAUUUAUCAACCCACCUAUCACAGACAAGCACGCCAAGCUGCCCUCGUGCCUGUCGGCCUUCUCCAACUUCCUGCUGGGAGAGAUCUUUGCACAGGACCCGCUACGUGCUAGCGAUCGGGUACUAGAGGAGGCCGGCUGCUACCUGAUAGACGAGGAGGAUGCAAUGGUGUACCGCCGGCCCUACCUCGCCAGUGGUGCCUCGGGGUUUGCACUCACAUCCAUCACCCGAGCGUUUCAGAAGGAUCUCAAGGCGUCACUCCCUCUGGUCUCCAAGGCCCUCGCUGCUGUGUCUGCCCAGCCCUCCUCCUCUUCCACCGUUAUUUGGGGCAUGAAGGACCGCUGGCAGUCGUUUGACGGGGUCAGGGAAGCGUGCAGGGCAGCCGGGGCCGUUCUAGUGACUCUGGACGAGCCCUCCUCCGCAGCCACGGUCAUGUGGGGCAUGAAGGACCGCUGGCUGUCCUUUGAUGGGGAUUGGUUGGGAGGCUUAGCAGGGGCUGUUUUUGUUACUCUAGACGAGCAGGUGGGGCAUCAUGCACAGGAAGAUUAUGGAGAGGAGGUGGGGCGAGUAAUUCGAAACUUUCUUCGGCGCACUACAUGA
This is a messenger RNA of Closterium sp. Naga37s-1, 2124 nucleotides long. The record is from the annotation of a GenBank genome assembly. NCBI's taxonomy places the organism in Eukaryota, Viridiplantae, Streptophyta, Zygnematophyceae, Desmidiales, Closteriaceae.